This is a messenger RNA of Lizanozyma spartinae, 2745 nucleotides long. It is a transcript of the gene TRY5, whose product is annotated as Try5p. Lineage: Eukaryota; Fungi; Ascomycota; Pichiomycetes; Serinales; Debaryomycetaceae. The coding region runs from base 1 to 2745 and encodes 914 amino acids. The record is from RefSeq and is a predicted model, not a curated record. The transcript has a single exon.
AUGACGUCUCCUCUUGCCAUUGCUCCACGAUUAGACGAUUCAGAUCACUCCUCGGAUAUACCCAUAAAGAGAAGAAAGCUUUCAGAGCAGAACUCAGACAAUGGAUCUACUGGAGUACAUCCUCCCUACGACAAUGAUUUUGCAUUAUCAAAUAAUGAGGUUUCUCCACGAACUGGUACUGUCCCCAACAAUAAGUCCAGCCCCCACCGAAACUCUGUGUCGCCUACACUGCUACCCCCUUCUCUCGACUUCUCGCUUCCAUUUGGCCAUCUUAUUCCUCACAAUCCAACCGACGAUCUUAUCCAACUUUUAUCGAUAUCAAAAGUACUUCAUUCCAUUCUUGAUACCCAUGAUUCGAUCGUCAUUGACAACUUUUUCAUUGGUUUCAACCAUUUGUGCCAGAUGAAACAAUAUCCUUGUACCAUAACCAUGGCUCUGGACUUGCUCAAGUACUUGGCCAUUUAUAAUACCACCACGUCCAAUAACGUUGGUAGUGGUGACAAUAAAAGAGAUAAGAACUUGGACAUCAGUAAAUUCAAGUUGUGCCAAAUAUAUGCCAUUAUCUCCCUCGGAUAUAACAUUAAUGAUGAUUUCGAUAACGGCCGAGUGUAUUUUGAGAAUUCCUGGGACUUGCUUGUGACUGACUUGAUUCCUAACACUUUUACAAAGCUAUUUGAUCAAGUGGAGAUAAUGAAUAACAUGUUCAUCGUAACCGUUACCUUUCUCCAGUUCCACAACAAGCUACUGACGCCUGAUGUGAAUUUGAAGGUGAUUAUCAACUAUUUCAAUGAUAUUUCGUUUGUUGUAUAUUCUAACCUCUUGAAUUUAAACAAGUGCUUAUUAACAGAUAGCAGAAUCCUAUUCUGGUGUGUCUACAACUUGCUUCUGAAGUAUUUACCUGUUGCAAAUGGUUCAGAGUUCCAACCUUUGAAGUUGUAUCAAGCAUUUUUAAAUUCCAAAUUUAUUAAUGAUAUGACAUUGAACUCGGUGCUUCAAAACUCAUGCAGAUCGGCGAUUUCGUUCCCAGCUAAAAAUAACGAAGAGUUGAUCUUCCUUCAACUGAUUGUGAUUUACACUUUAAGCAAUGAAUUAUUCCAUUUUGUUGGGUGCAAAAAGUUCCAGGUGUUUGAUAAUAAAAACUCUUUACACAACUCGGUAAUAUUGAUUAACAAAUCCAUGUCAUUUACCGGAGCCAAUUUUGCCCCCAGUAACAAAAUAUUCGAGUUAUUUAAGAAGAAGUUGAUCAUCAAUUCACCUUUAAAAUUCCAUGAAUUGCUCAACAAUUAUAUCAUUCAAUUAAGUUCCUUUCACACAUGGUAUUUGCUUAUGCUUACCUUGAAGGAAUUCAACUUAGGGCUCAAUGACUUAUCAAAAUUGACACUACAAUUAAUGGACACAAGUCAAAGAACUCCUCCCCCAUCUCCAAAGGAAUUGGUUGAAGAUAAGUUUUUCAAUAUUUAUAAUCAAAUUGAUAUUGUGAACAACAACAUCUCGAUCGUUUGCUUCCCGAUUAUCUUCAACUACAACUUAUUGAAACAACAGCCAUCUCAUCCCAAUAAGUUUUCAAGUUUGGAACGAGAUUCCUUGGUUAAAUUCUUUGUGGAAUGGUAUUUAUCCAUGAUCAAAUUACUUGUGGGAAUCUUCAAGUACAAAUCUCUUGAUAAUUAUGUGAACCAAUCUUUGAUUUACCUUUUGAACCAAAACACCAGUCAAGUUUUACCCGAGGAAAUGGCUUUUGACGAAGAUAGUUUUUGGGAUUUAAAGGGUAAAAUCGAACUGAUCUUCAAGAGAUAUGUGGUUGAUUUGUGCCUUUAUCCAGAUUUCGAUAUCUUGCAAGAUAAUUUGAACAGUUAUUUGAUACCUGUGAUUAAGCAACACUUAAACUUUGCCAAAUCCAAUUCUACUACUAGUGCUGUUGCUGUUGCACAAUCAAAAACAUCAGUCACCACCAAAUAUACUUCCUCUGAACUUCCAAGUGUUGUCUCUGCACAGAAUAUAUAUGGUGGAGGUAGUGGUAGUGGUAGUGGAGAUGACAUGGGGUACAAUAGAUCCCCCAAAAGUGUUGGACCAAGACAUUCAAUUACACUUCCAUCACCAAUGAAUAGAAGAUCACAUUCUAUUUCUAUUGGAAUGCUUCAAUCCAAGUUCCCACCACCUAUGUCGAACGUUACUGUGUCCCCUGUCCCAUCAUCACAUGGACACCUGAACAGUACAUCAUCAUCAUUUCCAAGCACUUUACAAGUACCUGGUAGUGGUAGAUCGAAUAGCAAUGGAGGAAGUAUCGGAGGAGGCAGUAUAAUUGUUAAUGGGUCAUCAAUAUCAGGGUUAUCAGCACAUUCAUCAGUGUCAUCAUCUUCCAAUUAUUCCACAUAUUCAAUUAAUCAAUCAUCUUCAAUGACAGCUACACUUUCACCACCAUGUCAACCACAGCAACUUGUGAGUAAGUUACUCCCACCUCCACUUGAAGCCAUCUUACCUUCAACCCCUACCAUGCAUCAGCAGCGGGCUGGACCAGCUACUGGACAUACCUUUUAUGGAGCCACAAAUACUACAAAUAACUUGGGUACUCCGCUCUUGGCUAAUUCAACAAUACCUCCUCCAUUAACUGGUGGAGGUGGUGCUGGGGGGUCGCACAUCUUCCCGUCUUUGGCACUUCCACUGCCCAAUCAACCAGUGGUUACGCCUCUUUACAUGUACACCAAUGGGGCAGGAACCGAUGGGAAGAGUGCCAAUGGAUUCAAAUAA